CUUCAGGCAAAAACGUUUCGUUUUGCAUUGGACAUAAAUACGUUCACACAGUAGAGCCAGUGAAUACCAACAGUGGCCAACAAAAAUGAGGCAGAUUAAUGUAUCGGUGGUCGGUAUGUCCGGUACCGAAAAGGACAAAGGUCAAAUUGGCGUUGGCAAAUCAUGUUUGUGCAAUCGAUUCGUGCGACCGUUAACCGACGACUACUUUAUCGAUCACAUAUCUGUUCUAAGCCAGUCGGAUUUCAGCGGUCGCAUUGUAAACAAUGAUCAUUUUUUAUACUGGGGAGAUGUUCGUAAAACAUCUGAGGAUGGUACCGACUAUCAAUUUCAUGUCAUUGAACAAACUGAAUUUGUGGACGAUGCAACAUUUCAACCGUUUAAAGUUGGAAAAAUGGAAUCAUAUAUCAAACGUUGUACGGCUACAAAAAUUGUAUCAGCUGAAAAAUUGAUGUACAUUUGCAAAAAUCAAUUAGGCAUUGAAAAAGAGUACGAAGAACGUCUCAUUCCCGAUGGACGAUUGGCAAUUGAUGGUUUUAUUUGUGUGUUUGACGUAAGUCCCGUACCGAAUCGGUCAAUUGAAAAGCAAGUGGAAUAUGUGCAGCAAAUCAUAAAUAUAUGCAUGAAAAAUAAAAAACCCAUCGUACUGGUGACGACAAAAAACGACGAAGCCAAUGAGCAUUUUGUACGCGAAGCGGAAAAAAUAUGCCAACGCAAAGAGUACAAAGGCAAUAUAUUUUUGGUUGAAACAUCAUCGCAUGAAGCGAUCAAUGUGGACAUUGCAUUUUUAUUGCUCGCUCAAUUACUUGAAAAAAUUAAAGUUCGCACAAAAAUUCUCAGCUAUAAUGAGGCAUCGCGUUCACGAAAAGAACUACUAGAUUGCAGCACAGAAGCAGUCAGCCGAUUGAUACGCAGUCAAAUUAGUGAUUAUCAUACGACAUGGAAUCAAGCAUCGAAAAUGCUUGCAAUACACAAAGAUUGGCAAGAAUUUUUGGAAUUAUUUGGACAAGAGGCUGGCCAACGGAUUUUCCGACGUCAUGUGAAAAAAUUACGCGAAGACAAUGUAUCGCGUCGUCUACAGGCCUAUAUGCUUAAUUUGAAUAGUGUUCUACAUGAAUUUUUGCCCGAUUUGCAAACGGUGAAUCGUGAAAUAAGCGGCGGCGAUUGGAAUCUGGUUCGUCCGUACAUUAAAAGUCACACCGAAUAUGACCAAUACUUUUUUGAAUGCGAAGAAGCACCAUGGAUGGAUCUGAGCGAUGUUAGCGAUUGCGAAGAUGAGCCACGCAUUCCAUUUGAUGUGCUUGAGACACCGGAAGCCGAAACUGUUUUCAAAAACCACUUGAACGCUCUGCAACAAGAACAAAAACGACUAGAGAUGCCAAAGAGAUGGAAGAAACAGUUCAAAAAACUUCUAGAAGAGGCGGGCUAUGUUACACCCGGCAAGCAAUUAGCCGAAGUGCGCGUAUUAUUCAUGGGUCGUGAAUGCUUUGAGGCACUAUCCGAACAUGAUUGCCAGCAAAUCUACGAUAAUCAUCAAAAAGAGAUUAUCGAACGAGCAAAGCAUAAUUUUCAAGAGCUUCUACUUGAAAACGCCGACCUAUUCUAUCAUUUCAAAAGCAUCGAACCAUCUGGUACGAUAACGCAGGACGACAUCAAAGAAAUUACGGAUGUAUUACAAGAUGACUCACGUUACAAAAUACUUGACCGACUAGACCAAGAUCGAAAAUUAAUGCUAUUCCAGCAUCUUGGUUUUAUUCAUGUUCCACUCCGAGAACAUUGCCCGGCAUUUCCAAAUUGCGUCGAUGCCAUGGUUGAACGGAUCAUUGGCGCCAAAAAAUCACAAAGUUUAUCAAGAAAUCAUUGGAAGCAGUCGUCAUCGUUUCCGCCCAGCGAUUGUACACUGAAUGUAUUAGUUCUCGGUGCCGAGCAAUUAGCUAGCGAUAUAAUUAAUGAAAUUUGUUUGAAUUGUGGCGACGAUGGAGAAUACAUAUACGAUGGUCAACCAUACUAUUUGCAUACGCGCAUCAUAAAUGGCAGCGACCACGAGACAUUUAAAAAUAUCGAUUUUCACACAAGCGGAUUAAUUUGCGUGUACUCAAAUCAACAUACGGUUGAAUAUUUAAAAGAUAACUUGGAACGGAGUUUACUGUUUAAUUUAGAAAUGGAAGAUAAAUUCGAAUGCAUUCCAUUGGUGUUGGUCUAUCAGCCGGAAGAUCAAAAGGAUGACAACGAAAUUGAAAUUUUGCGCAACGAAGGCCAACAUCUGGCCGACAUGUUGCACUGCACAUUCAUCGAUACGUCGUUGAAUUUCUACCAUCAUCGUAAAUCACAGCACCAAAAUUACAUUUACAAUAUUUUGAAUAACAUUAUUGAAUGCAUUCGACUGACCGAACAUCAAAAGCCGGACGAUCUGUAUCAAUGUGAUGCACAGCCAGACAUUCGAAUCAUCGUGUGCAUGUUUUGCGGUGAUCCAUUUUCCGUUGAGAGCAUCCUAAGUCCGAUACUAUCCGAGCCAACGAGCACGAUGUCCAGCGAACGUAGUGUGAUAUUUGAAUCGUUUUUGGGUGAUACAAAACGGAAAAUCGAAGUGAUUUUCUCAUCGUAUCACGGUGCCAAUGCAUUCCGCGAUGAACUGGUGCACGGUUUUAUACUGUUGUAUUCGACAAAACGACGUGCUUCGUUAGCAACGUUGAAUGCAUUCUCAAUGAAUAUUCCAAACUUGCCGAUGCAACUAAUUGCCAUUACGGACAAUGGCGGAGCAAAUGCAUUUUUCAACAAUGAAUUAUGUCAGAUGUUAAUUACAGAAGGGAACACCGUUGCUGAGAAAUUACGCGCACACUUUAUGACAUCAGCCGGAGGAAAUCAGUUGAAAUUUACGUUUUAUACACCGUUCUUGCAAGAAGUUUGGGAAAAGAAACCGGAAAUCGAACAAGCUUUUCAUAUGGAAGAACCAGUUACAUUGGACUCCGGCGAAGGUACGCUUGAACAUUCGACACACCAUUUGCCGCAACCACCGCCGCGUCAUGACAGUUAUAUGCUUAAGAAUGCUGACGGUUCCGGCAGCGAAAAUUAUGAACAUCUACCCACACGAUCACUUAAUUCACUCAACGGGGGCGAUGAUAACAACAUCAAUUUCAAUUUGAACGAUAAUAAUGAGAAAUACCCACAUUUGUAUAUGCUCGGCGAAAAGGAUAUGGGCAUUGAUGAUUCGUACUUGAACGAUGAUGAUAAGGAUGAUAAAACUAGACUUAUUCACCAAGGCUUUCAGAUAUAUCCACCGCCAACGACACCUCCCGAGCCAGCACCACCUGAUCAUAUCGGAACGUCGUCAAUGAUGCGACAAUAUAAAAGCAAUUUGGUUUCAGCCUCACAGUCCAGUCUAGACGACAUCACAUCCGACGUAAGUGGUUCGAAGGAUUCAUUAACAACUCACGACUCAGGUUGGCUGGACGAUGCACAAUAUAACGAUAAGCGCGGCGGUGUAGGCAUUAGCGGAAUCGCUGGUUUGGGUAGCAGCUCGGGUGAAAAAGAAGGUCGACGAAACAUACUAUGGAACAAUUUCAGUUCACAUCAUGCAUUCACAACAGGACGUCAUCCACGUCAAAGCGACACAAAUUUUGGUAGUAAAGUUCGACCAAAGGGACCUAGUCAAACGCUUAAGCAACCGGGCAAAUUGAACUUGAAAAAUUUCGCCAUUGUUAACGAUGCACUGGCCCGCAUGAAUGUCAACAGUGAUAAUAAUAUGCAAGAAGGUGAUAAAACUAAAAAUAAAAAACUUUCUAAAAAUUCUACCAAAAAAUCAACAUCUAAAUCAAAAACAAAAUGCUCUGCUCCCCUUGCUGCACCUGAAGACGAUUCGGAUGAUUUGGCGGAAUAUGCACAAGUCAAAGAUGUGUACGGUUUGGAUGGCGUUGUUGGAACUGCACCGGAUCCGACCAUCUUCAACUUUACCCAUCACGAUGGCACAUCAUCUACAUCCAAAUCCAACAGUAAGACGCGACAUCGACGUGAUAAAGGACCAAAAUAUUCUGAAUCAGAUAGUGAGUCAAGCUCAUCGGAACAAAAGAAUCGCAGCGGACUUGAUGGUUAUUAUAAAAUGAAUCGCAAAGCUCAAACACACAAACGAAUGCGAAAGAAGCGAACAGCGAUACCUGUUCAACCGCCAAAAGUACCAUUUGGUACUUAUGUUUGUCCACCAGAAAUUCCAUCGUCUCUCUAUCAAAAAAUGAAAAAUGAAACCAAGAAAAUAAGCACAUUGGAAAAAGGUAAAAUGUACGGUGAUGUACAAGAGGAGGAGUCAAGCAUAGAUGUCUCAUCGCCACGUGACAAUAACUCACCAAUCUUCGGUGUUGUGCCAAAGCUGAAGGACAAUGAUCGUGAAAAAUUGCUGGAGCGUAAACGUGAAAAGCAAAAAUUGGCUGCCAGCAAAGAAGAGGAAAAAUUGGAAAAACGAAGAGCCAAAGACGAAGCAGCCAAAUUGAGAAAGCUCAUGGAUAAAGAAAAGGAAUUGGAAAAGAAAAUGAAACGCAAAUCCAAACCGAAUGGAAAAAAUAUGGUCGAGGGCACCGCACUAUCCGACUUUUUGCAAUCGGAAAAGAAUUUAGUUCCAUUGUUUAUGGAAAAAUGUGUCGAAUUUAUCGAACAAGAGGGCUUAGAUUCGGAGGGUAUUUAUCGAGUGCCCGGUAACCGAGCACACGUCGAACUAUUGUAUCAAAAAUUGCAAGAGGAACCAAAUGCUGAUAUCGAUGUAAUGGAUAUUCCUGUGAAUGCAGUUGCAACUGCAUUGAAAGAUUUCUUUUCGAAGCAUCUACCGCCCCUCUUUGAAAAAGAUGUAAUGAAGGAACUCGAAGAAAUCGCAGCGUCAAUUUUGUCCCGAAACGGAGCCCCAUCAAACUUAAAUAUGGAAGUGAAAACCGAUCGAAGCUGUCGACUGCUUGCACUCCGAGGUCUACUCAACAAGUUACCGCCAAUCAAUUUCUCCAUCUUGAAAUACAUUUUCCAACAUUUUGUACGUGUGUCUGAAAAUUCGAAACUCAACAGUAUGGAUAGCAAGAACUUGGCAAUUUGCUGGUGGCCAACAUUGAUUCCAAUUCAUUUCACUGAUAUGAUGCAUUUCGAGCAAUUGCGACCCUAUUUGGAAGACAUCGUACAAACAAUGAUCGAUCAAUAUCCAUUUUUAUUCUGUGGCAAAGAAGCGUUUGUCAUGGUUUAGAGCGAUUUAGUAUACCAAUUGAAUGAUAUUAUAAAUAAUUAAUCAUUUAAAUGCAAAUGUAAUUGUGUCCGUUUUUAUUUAUUUGUUAUAAAAUGGAAAUGAAAUGAAACAGAAAAAAUGCAUCGGUUAAAUGAAGAAAAUGCAAAUUAUGUCAAUCAUAUAUUAAAAUGACAAAGAAAAAGCGAAGAAUAAGAAGAAAAAAACAGACAAAGAACUAUUUGAAGUCAAGAUGAACUUUAUCACAAAGAUGGAAAAAUUAGAAAUUGUGGCGAAAAAAGAGAACAGAAAUUUACUGUCACCACAUUCAAUUUCCAAAAGCCGAGGUUAGUGAAUUUGCGAAACGGAAAUCAACAUUUUAAAUUUAGAAAUAAAAACGGAAAUUGGCUGACGCACACAAAAAAGGAACUAAUUGAGUAGACAUAUUACCGAGUAAUCGAAUUCUUGUGAAUGCACUUAAACAAAUUUAUUAUAGAACACUAACAACAAAAAUCAGCUGACACGAUCAGAUAAUAAAUCAGAUUUUAAAAUAAUUAAGCAUACCGAUCAAAUACAAAUGAAAUGGAACAUCAAUAUCACCCGCUCUUAAUCAGUAGAAAUCAAAUACAUUGCAUGCAAACGUUGAAGCCAAAUAAACUAAUUACAAAUAAAUAAAUAAAUAAAAAACAAAUAAUAAUUCUUUUCCCAUUCGCUUAACGCACAACUUAUAGGUAGUAAAAUGAGAAAAUAGUUUAUAUUCUUGAUGUGAAACAUGUAGAAAGCAAACCAAUGAAAUAUAACAAACAAAAACACACAAAUAUAACCAAACUCGAACACGCUCACAUUGUCAAAGUAAAACUCCUUUAAAUGCGAUUCAAUCGAAGCCCCAAAACUGAAUAUCACUAACAUCAAUAAAUGCUCUCAUCCAACAAUGAACGUUUAAAUAUAAAUAUUAGUACGAUGCCCCGAAAAAUGGUCCAAAAAAUAAAUUUUAUUGUUUCAUCCUUGAAAAAAAUCACCCUUUUCAAGUCGUAAUCUUCCUCGCACUAUAUUUCAGUUUGGUAUUUUUUGUCGAAUGUUGUGGUCUUCCUGUCGGCUUUCUUUUCGUUCAAAGCGAUAUUUUCGGGGCGAAUCGAUUUAAUUUAUCGAUAUAUAAGUAGAAUCUCUCUUUGAUGAACAAAAAAAUCAUCAAAUUGAAAUUGUUGAAAUCGGACAAAACGCCACUUCGUUGACGAACAAUCGAACUACUUGAUCGAACGAAUAAAUAGACAAGAAAGAAAUCUCUCUUCUUAUAAAAAAACGGCGAUAUCUUUUGCUGUGCAAAUGGAAUAAAACAACAAAUUGCGCUUCAACCAAAACAUUCCGUUUUUAUUUUCAUUUUUUUAUGAAUUAAUAAUCUGAAUAACAAAAUUCAAUGCCAUUAAAAUUAUAAUUGUAGAAAAAUAGAUUUUAAAAGAACAAAUAUUUUGUGUUCGUGUAUUGCGAAUGCCAGAAUAAAUAUUGUAAAACGCUUUUUUCAUUGAAAACAUGACGGGACAUCUUUAUAAACAAAACAAAUAGAAU
Molecule: messenger RNA, 6748 nt
Organism: Contarinia nasturtii (swede midge)
Lineage: Eukaryota; Metazoa; Arthropoda; Insecta; Diptera; Cecidomyiidae
Gene: RhoGAPp190
Product: rho GTPase-activating protein 190
Exons: 18
Coding region: 86-5209 (1707 amino acids)
Biological process (GO): signal transduction
Molecular function (GO): GTPase activity; GTP binding
Source: RefSeq, a predicted model, not a curated record